UUCUGGACUCCAAACUAUAAAAGUAGUAUUUCAAUUCUGUGAGUAAUGAAGGUUUGUGUGAAAUGUACUCAUGUUAUUUCCUUCUUUCCAAGAAGCCACCUCCACCACAUGGAAUUGAGCAACAAAACACAAAUUUCAGAAUUUUUUCUUCUGGGAUUUUCAGAAGAACCAGAACUACAGCCCCUCAUAUUUGGGCUUUUCCUCUCCAUGUACCUGAUCACUGUGUUUGGAAACCUGCUCAUCAUCUUGGCCAUCAGCACAGACCCCAACCUCCACACGCCCAUGUACUUCUUCCUGGCCAACCUGUCCUUUGUAGACAUCUGCUUCACCUCCACCACUGUCCCAAAGAUGCUCUGGAACAUCCAGACCCAGAGCAAAGUCAUAACCUAUGAGGACUGCAUCGCACAGAUGAACUUCUUCAUAAUCUUUUCAGUGUUGGAUGACUUUCUCCUGAGUGUGAUGGCCUAUGACCGGUUUGUGGCCAUCUGUCACCCCCUGCACUACACAAUCAUCAUGAACCCCCAGCUCUGUGGACUCCUGGUUCUAGUGUCCUGGAUCAUGAGUGUUCUGUAUUCCUUGUUACAAACCUUAAUGGUGUUGCGGCUGUCCUUCUGUACAGAGGUGGAAAUCCCCCACUUUUUCUGUGAACUCAAUCAGAUGAUCCAACUGGCCUGUUCUGACACCUUUCUUAAUGACAUGAUGAUGUAUUUUGCAACUGUGCUGCUGGGUGGUGCUCCCCUGGCUGGGGUCCUUUACUCUUAUUCUAAGAUAGUUUCCUCCAUACGUAGGAUCUCAUCAGCUCUGGGCAAGUAUAAGGCAUUUUCCACCUGUGCAUCUCACCUCUCGGUUGUCUCUCUAUUUUAUUGUACUGGCCUGGGAGUGUACCUCAGCUCUGCUGCUACCCAGAGCUCACACUCAAGUGCCACAGCCUCGGUGAUGUACACGAUGGUCACGCCCAUGCUGAACCCGUUCAUCUACAGCCUGAGGAACAGAAACAUAAAGGGCGCUCUGAGGAGAUUCUCUGCAAUGGCAGCAAUAAAAGGGCUAAUUGUCUUGGGCUGAAGAAUUUCCCAUGACUGCUGGUCUAAGAGGUUUAGACUCAGAAGUUGUGAUUUUUUAAGCAAAUUCUGUACAUAGAAUUUGCUUCCUUAUUUCCUGGAAGUUUUAUUUUUUUUAACUACUCAGUACAAUUUAGUCAGUCAUUUAUUAAAUUUUUCCCUCUCUCUGAUAUCCAACAAUUUUCCCUUCAUUUUCUUUCUUUAUAUCUAAAUUGAUUCCCAACCUGUGAUAUGGAAAAAAUAGGAAUUCCCAUUUAUCUCAUUGAAUUGCUUGGGUUUCUUACGAAUAAUU
Molecule: messenger RNA, 1350 nt
Organism: Leopardus geoffroyi (Geoffroy's cat)
Lineage: Eukaryota; Metazoa; Chordata; Mammalia; Carnivora; Felidae
Product: olfactory receptor-like protein OLF4
Exons: 1
Coding region: 46-1062 (338 amino acids)
Biological process (GO): G protein-coupled receptor signaling pathway
Cellular component (GO): membrane
Molecular function (GO): olfactory receptor activity; G protein-coupled receptor activity
Source: RefSeq, a predicted model, not a curated record